AUGGCUCCAAUGUAUGCAAAUGGAUACAUGUUUGAAUUUGAAACCCAACAUAUAUUGGAACCAUUUAAAGAUAUCAUUCUAUCAUACGGUCGCUAUAUCGACGAUAUCUUUAUGAUCAUUAAAGGCGACAACAGUAGUGCAGAAUCCAUGGUCCAAUACAUUAAUUCAUGUACACCGAAUGUACAGUUAACCAUGACAAUGGACCCACUUACAGUGGAUUUCCUAGAUGUACGGAUUAUACGAGAAGGCAAUAAGUUGGCAUACACGCUUUUUACAAAAUCAACUGACCGCAACACUUUACUUCAGGCUAACAGUUUUCAUCCUAAUGCUCUCAAACAAUCUCUACCAUACUCUCAAUUUCUUAGGGUCAUGAGAAAUAACUCGGACCCGGGCAAGGCCGAGGAACAAUUGGGCCUUAUGUGGGAAAAGUUCCAACGACGUGGCUACAGUGAUUGUGUACUACGUAAAGCUCUUGAUAAGUGCUAUUCAGCACAAGCCACAUUAGAAACUCCAUCGAUAAAGAGAUUGGUUUUUCCGACAACGUACACUACAGCAUCUCCACAAUUUAAGCAAAUGAUUGAGAAAAAUUUGAGAAUUUUGAGGAAUGAUAUGUCUUUACCAGAAACAUUCCGUCAACCACCCAUGAUGUGCUACAGGAGAAACAAAAAUCUUAAGGAUUUGUUAGUAAAGACGGACCCCAUACACUGUUAUGAGGAUAAACAGGGCUUUAUCAAUUUGGGCUGUUAUAAGUGCUUGGGCUGUGUCACUUGUGGGCACAUGCUAUCUGGCAAAUCGUUCACCCAUCCUCAUACAGGAAAGAAGUACAUCAUUAGACAUCGUUUAACUUGCACUACUGAUUUUGUAAUAUAUAAGCUAACCUGCCCUUGCGGGCUUACGUAUAUUGGCAAGACGGAUCUGCCCCUGCGCGAACGUAUUCGCAACCAUAGAUCCAGUAUAAGGGUGGCGUAUAGAGAUCAGAAAUCGGAUUUACCUGUGGCUAAAUAUUUUUUGAAGAAAGGACAUACGCUCCCGACUUUAAAACUCAUGGCAAUAUACCACCUCUUUGGAGGGGAGGCGACCGUAAGAAAAUGUUGCUACAACGAGAACUUUAUUGGAUCAGAACAUUGAGAACAGUAUAUCCAGAAGGUCUCAAUGAGAAAUAUACCUUGUCUGCAUUUCUAUAAUGGCAAUGAAAUGAAUUAUGUGAUGCCCACCCUGGGGGAUAGGCAUACAUGUCUAUAUUUCUCUCGCCACUGUGUAUAUUCAUUUUUUUGUUAUUGUUUUGGGGUGAGUAUUGGGUGCCCACCCAGUGGGAUAGGCAACCCUUUCAUUCACCCACAGCAACUAUGGUAGAUUGAGUCUUUAUGAGACAUUCUUUAAUUCUUUUGAUUAUCUGCAUUUUAUUAGAGGGAUGCCCUUGUUGGAUGUUUAGCAUUCAAUAGGGUUGUAUUUAUGGAGUUUAAGAUGCGGCAUGUUCUAAUAUAUCACAACCCCCCUAUUUAAUAUUCCAUGAGGGUCCGAUUUCAUUGUGACCAUGGGGCCACGGUUAUUCAGUUCUGUAUUUUGCUUUAUGAAUAACUUAAUGUGUUAGUUCUGUGAUACACAUGUGAUGUUUUAUAGUUAGGUAAGCAAUUUAUUUAAUUUUCAGGGUCCUUUGAUUUAAUAUUUCUCUCUUGAGAUUUGUAUAGACAUCUAUUUCCUUUGUCUGACAAGCCUGAUUUCAUAAACCUCAAAGUGAUUGGUAGCUAUGGUUAAUCUUUUAGAUAUUUGUUUCAGCUGUCAAGUUCAAUAUGUAUAUUAAGUACUGUUUAAAUAACAUAAUUGUCAGCUUCUUUAUGCUGCAUAACCGUUUGAAUCAUUAAAUCCCCAGGAGUCUAGCGUCAAACAGUGGAUACAUUGUUUUUAACAUCAGAUUAGUGUGUUACAUCACAUUUGUUGUUAUAGGUUGUCAUGGUGAUGACCCCUGGCCGCGUCAUUGAGCGUGACGCCGUGCGGCUGCAGACGUACGUCGGGCAGCCCGCGGCAGUCCCGGUCCGGGCAUCCAUGGAGUCAGACGUGUUAAAAGUGUGGUGA
Messenger RNA from Pelobates cultripes (western spadefoot toad), 2073 nucleotides. Lineage: Eukaryota; Metazoa; Chordata; Amphibia; Anura; Pelobatidae. The record is from the annotation of a GenBank genome assembly.